AUGUCGUCCAGCGACGACUCCAUCGUCCCUCUCUGGAUCGAUAACAAACCCGUAUACACCACAAAGACAUUCGCCGUCACCAGCACCGCCGCCGAAACACCCGUGCACGACGCCUCGUCCGCAUCCCCAGAAGAUGCCGUCCUUGCCGCGGCCUCUGCGCAAACAGCCUUCAAAUCCUGGCGCACUACUCCCCACACGACGCGGCGCGACCUCAUCCAGCGCGUGGCCAGCCACUACGAGGCCCAGACCAACACCCUGGUUGCGCUCCAAGUGCGCGAGACAUCAUGCACCGAAGCGUGGGCGCGGCAGAAUGUCACUCUCGCAGUAUCGUACCUGCGGGAAAUUGCAGCGCAAGUCAGCAGCAUCGCAGGCAUUGUGCCGCCGACGGAAAAGGCCAACACCACGGGCUUUGUGUUCAAAGAGCCCGUCGGACCGGUGCUGUGUAUAGCGCCGUGGAACGCAGCGCUGAUCCUGGCGACGCGGGGCAUUGCGAGCGCCAUUGCCGUGGGCUGCGCCGUCGUCUUCAAGGCCUCGGAGCUGUGUCCUAAGACGCAUUUUGCUAUCACCCGCGCCUUUGUGCACUGCGGAGUUCCGCCCGGCGUGCUCAAUCAGAUCCAGUGCGAGCGCGCGGACGCGGCGCCCGUCACUGAGGCGCUGAUUGCUCACGAUGCCAUUCGCAAGGUCGAAUUCAUUGGGUCGGCCGCCGUGGGCCGCAACAUCAUGCAGACGGCUGCUAAGUACCUGAAGCCUGUGGUGCUGGAGCUGGGGGGAAAGUGUCCGGCAAUUGUGCUUGACGACGCGGAUUUGCAGACGGCCGCCAUGCAGUGUGCGCUGGGUGCUGUGCUGAAUCACGGGCAGGUAUGCUUUAGUACCGAGCGAGUUAUUGUGCUUGAGUCUGUGGCGAGGGAGUUCCAAGAGAAGCUUGUGGACGCCAUGAAGGAAGUGCAGAAAGCCGCUGGCGGUGCGGUAUCUGCGUCCAUCGCACAGCACGCAAGAGACGUCCUCGACGAUGCGCAGGCGCACGGCGAGACUGUGGUUUAUGCUGCUCAAGAGUCAGACACAGAUGGUACUGUAUCGACGACGGCGCUCCCCCCCGCUCUCGUCGUCAACCCUUCGUCCAACAGCAGGAUCUUCGACGAAGAAACUUUCGGCCCCUCGGCUUCAUUGUACGUUGUCCAGACCGACGAAGAGGCCGUGGCACUAGCAAACCGCUCUGCCUACGGACUCAAUGCCACCGUCUGGACGCGCGACAUGGCGCGUUUUCUGAAAAUGAGCCGCGAUCUCGAGUAUGGACAGGUGCAUGCAAAUAGCAUUAAUGUGUACACGAGUCCGACGGGCAGCCAGGGCGGGAUGAAGAACAGUGGGUUUGGCAGGAUGAACGGGAAGUGGGGGUUAGAAGAGUUUCUGGUGGAGAAGUUUGUUACGUGGUGCGGUUGAAAGAACCGAUGAAGCAAAAG
Molecule: messenger RNA, 1457 nt
Organism: Exserohilum turcica Et28A
Lineage: Eukaryota; Fungi; Ascomycota; Dothideomycetes; Pleosporales; Pleosporaceae
Exons: 1
Coding region: 1-1437 (478 amino acids)
Molecular function (GO): succinate-semialdehyde dehydrogenase (NAD+) activity
Source: RefSeq, a predicted model, not a curated record